AUGGCCGUGACAGGCCAUUUUAUUGACGAACACAUGCAAAGGAAAACGGUACUGAUUGACUGCUCAAUUUUUGAUGAACGUCAUUCAGCCAAAAAUAUUGCAGAAAAUAUCAUACACAUUUGCCAACCAUAUUUUCCGAUGGAAAAAGUGUCUUUAAUAGUGACUGACAAUGCCAAAAAUAUGAUUAACGCUGUCGACAGCGAACUAAAGUUAAAACAUUUAGGAUGCAUUGCACACUCUCUCAAUUUGGCUGUCACAAAUUCUCUAAACGAGGUUAACGACCUUCUAACGAAAAUUAGGGAUAUUGUGAUAGUUUACAGGAGAAGUAAUAUCGCUGCAAAAAAUCUGCGAAAAUAUCUGUGCUCUAGCGAGGAGAGAAAAGACUUAAAAGUCAUCUUAGAUGUGAAGACUCGUUGGAACAGCACGUUUUAUAUGGUAAAACGUUUCCUUGAACUGAAAGACGCUAUUCGUUCUACAAUGGGUUUGAUGAACGACCCCCCAGAGGCUCUUGAUGUGCCAGAAUGGGAAAGUGUCCAACAUCUUUGUGACGUUUUGAAACCUUUUGAAAAGGUGACUUGCGAGUUGAGUUCGGAAAAAUACUUGUCAGCAUCUAUGGCGCCUGUGUUAAUCGGCGGACUUCAAAAAAUCUGUGAAAAUCUGCUUAGUAAAAGUGUUAAUGAACAAGUACAAAAUGUGGUACUAGUACUACAACGUGAAUUGGGUAAUAGAUUUACAACUAUCGAUUCAAGAGAAGACAUUGCUCAAGCCGCUUUCCUUGACCCCCGAAUAAAAAAAUUGGGGCUCAAAUGUGAUGUCGCCAAAAAAAUUGAAAGUGAUAUUAUCUGUGAGUUAUCGGUAGUUGCACAAACUACCCAUAAUCUUGUUGAGGAUGAUGAAGAGAUAGACUAA
Messenger RNA from Stegodyphus dumicola, 909 nucleotides. RefSeq names its product zinc finger BED domain-containing protein 4-like. Lineage: Eukaryota; Metazoa; Arthropoda; Arachnida; Araneae; Eresidae. The record is from RefSeq and is a predicted model, not a curated record.